Molecule: messenger RNA, 1225 nt
Organism: Fusarium oxysporum Fo47
Lineage: Eukaryota; Fungi; Ascomycota; Sordariomycetes; Hypocreales; Nectriaceae
Exons: 4
Coding region: 34-975 (313 amino acids)
Source: RefSeq, a predicted model, not a curated record
UCAGAAUCAAAAUACAAAAAUCCACUUCUCAAUAUGACUGUUGCUAUUGCUGGCGGAACUGGAGGCCUGGGGCGUACACUCGUCGACGCCAUCAAGGCUCGCGGCAAGCAUGAGGUUCUCGUUCUGUCAAGAAGGAAUAUGACAGGCUUGGAGGAGAGCUUGGGCGCUCGCGUUGUAACGGUAGACUACUCUGACGUUGAUUCCCUCGCCUCGAUUCUUGAAGAGAGGAACGUCGAGAUAGUCAUCUCAACUGUGAAUAAUAUCAGCGGUGACAACAGUUCAGAGGUCAAUCUCAUCCGUGCCGCCGAUAAGUCCAAGACAACCAAGAGAUUCAUCCCCAGCUAUUUCGGCACCCCGUACACUCUCGAGCAAAGCGAAUCUUUCCCACCGGCGAUGGCGAAGCAAGCGGCGGCAGACCAACUAGAACUUACGUCUUUGGAAUGGACCAAAGUUUACAACGGCUAUUUCCUCGACUACUACGGAACGCCAAAGCACAAAUCUAAUAUGGAUGAUAUUUCCCUCUUCAUCGACAUGCGGAACAAUUUUGCUGCACUUCCGGGCUCAGGUGACGUGCCGGUGGUUCUCACUCACUCGUCUGAUGUAGCCAGGUUCGUGGCAGCUGCUUUGGACCUGCCGACAUGGGAACGAACCUCGUACGUCAUUGGUGAUAGAAUUACUUGGAACGACCUCGCAAAACAGGCCCAGGAAGUCAAGGGCGUUCCUUUCCACGUUGUACAUGAUUCUGUUGAGACUCUCAAAGCGGGAGUCCUUACCGAGCUUCCUUCGCACCCGCAGUUCUACGAUAUUUACCCCAAGGAACAUCUCCAGGGUUUAAUCGCUGUGUUGGGUGCCAUGUGCGAGAACGGCCAGGCUAAUUUGACCCCAGAAAGAACCCUGAAUCAGGAAUUUCCCGAGAUCAAACCAAUGACGGCUCGCGAUGUUUUGGAAAAGGGUUGGGCUCCUGAGAGAGAAUGAUGGCAUCUGUAGCCUGGGCUGACACGAAUUUUACGUCCGAUAUCGAUUUGGCUAGACUAUAGGGUAUCGGUGUCAUCGUUGGCUUGCAUGAUCAACGGUUGGGCUUGGCAUAGUCCGUCCGAUUGAUUUGGACUGGCCGAGCCAUAUAUUCCGAUGUAGAUAUAAACAGCUUAAUGCUAGCAACCUUAUCAAACUGUCAGAUGCUGCCGCAAUAAGAGCACAAUUAUUGGAUGAGCCCCCUCAAUCUAGC